CACGGGAACAGUGCGCGUGUGUGCGACCAUAUGUUUGUGUGUGCGUGUGUGUGAAGUGAGAAUGAGAAACUUGGUUGGUUUGGUUGGAAUCGUCCUGCAGCGUAUCAUCAUGAUGGAGUAGGGUUGAAGUUAUGGUAUAGAAUGGAGAGAAGAACGUUAGCUUGAAGUAGAAGGUUCUCCUGAAUUUGAAUGAGGUAGCUAAGGGCCUUGAGUUUUUGUAGUUCUCCAACAUCGAAUAUUUGAGAAAGCAGUGUGAUGAUAAACCAUGGACUUUGCUGCCGAUUUCAAAGCAUUGGAGUCAAAUCAGCCACCGACAGUCGAAGAAGCAAAGACAAAGUUCCAUGAUUACCUGAACUCAGCAAAAGAAGCAUGGGUUAUGAAUGGCUUGCUGGACUAUUACUUUGCAACAGGAUCUCUGCGUGUAGUUGAAAUACUAAUAGGAAUAAGGGAACCCAAUGACAAGUUCUUGUUUGAUAGGCUGUCGGAAACGAUGCGUGGCACCUGUAAGCUGCAGAGCCUCACCCUACUCGGACUGAUCGCGCGGCGAAACCCAACAUGGCUCUACAAAAUCUCCUCCCAUUCCCUGCUCAAAGAACUGCUUCGAUUGCUCAAGGUGGAAACAGAUAUGCUGUUAGUAAUGAGUGCUUUACUACUGCUCAUCAUUCUCUUACCAAUGAUUGCUGGUCUUAUUGGUCCGGUCUUGCAGGAAAUUUUUGAUAUCUUUAGUCGCCUUGCUGCUUGGAAUACAAACAAUCCCAACAAAAUGUCCGAGAGUUAUAUGUUACAUCUUCAAGUUGGAUUGUACGCAUUAUUCCAUCGCCUCUAUGGGAUGUUUCCGUGUAACUUUCUUGCUUACCUCCGCAAAGAAUACAGCCAACGAGAUAGCAUCACAAUAUUCAGGCAUACAAUAAAGCCGUUGUUGGAGUCUGUUAAAAUGCACCCAUCUCUGAUCAUUUCUGGCAAAGAUGAUGAAACUACAUCAAGAUGGUGGAUAGAAAAAGCACCUCAUGACAUAGUGGUGGAAUGUGCCAGCUUUGCGGUGGAAACGUCUGAAAAGCAGAAAGAGUUUGUGAAAGCUCAACCGAGGUUGCCGCCCAUUGAAAAGCCAUCACUUUCCAGUCGAUCUCCUUUAGAGAGCUCAGGAGUUCUUGAUGGGUGCUAUACGAGCAGAGGCAUUAGAGGAUUUAGCAGUCAAUUGCAGAAGACGGCCGGCAAGGACCUUUGGACUCCGCAGUCUCUGUGCGGCGGAAUGGUGUCUCCUCAUGAAACGUCUGCACCCACUUCUAUCCCCCUCACCCCGAUCAGUCAGGCGUAUAAUAGUGGGUCCGCUAUUGCACAACCUGAGGGAACAUCUCCACCGGAAGCAGCUGUUGAAGCAACACCCGAAACUACACCAAUCAAGGACAUUCGACAUUCGACUGGAAGAGGUGUCCCUCCGAUUGGCUCAACAGUGGUGAGAGCGCUGAACACAUCCCUGGGCGCCGGCUACAGUUCGCCUGUGUCUUCACAGCCGAGCUCUCCCAUGCGCAAAGACCCCCAACCCUACAGGUUUCCCACUGAGAGCGUGUCUGCCUUCCAACAACCCCUCAAAACCACCUCUAUCGACCUCAAGAAGGACUCUGCCUUCAUAACACAGAAAAUGCAAAAAGUGUUGUUGGAGAGAAGUCAGUUGAACGAGUCGAGAGAGAAGGGAAGUCCUGUGCCGAAGCCAGUGCAGCCAUCGAGUCCAUUGCGGCUGAUCAACCCAGUCAGCUGGCCAUGGCCCAGUAGCAGCACCAGCAGUCAGCACGAUGCACAGAUGGACAAAGAGGUGGAGAGUGUGUUGGCUGGCGGAGAUGGGCCCAGUGGGGGGUCUCUGUGGACGCGAGACGGUGGCCAGAAGGCAGGCCAAGGAGGAAGCGGUGACAAAGUCAAGGCGACCGGUGACGAGGCGGCGGUGGCCGUGGUAAACGGUCACGCGGGAGAGGCGAGGAGGAGGAGCAGCGGUGCAGACGGGGGGGACAGGACAACGGCGAGUGCAUGCGUGCAGACGGACGCCUGCUCCCCCGCCCCCACACCGCUGCCCCUGCCCUACGAGCACCUGUUUGCGAGCGCCCUGCCACCCACCGUGCACCACGAGUGCUGCACGCAUGCGUCACAGGUGUCGGCCGCACUCUUCUCGCCGCAGAAGGCGGUGGAGGCGUCGAUUGUGGCCGCUAGCCGGUUGCACGAGGAGAAGCAGUUGAGUGCAGACGCCGAGCGACGUCGCUGGCAGGACCAUGUCGGGCUCAUCAACUUGCAACUCCAGUUCGAGCGGCAUCGCCGUGAGGUGCACGCAGAGCGCAACCGGCGCCUGCUGGGCGCGUCGCGCGUGAACCGCUCCAUAGAGGAGCACAACGUGGCGCUGAAGGAGCAGGUGGCGCUGCUGCAGUCGGACACCGAUCGGGUGGCAGCCGAACUGCAGCGCUACCAGCGCGAGGCGGCCACCAAUCUAGCAACACUGCGCGACCAGGAGGCCUACUGGCGUGACCAGGCCACGCGUGCACACCGCGCGCACCAACAGCUCACCAGCGCCACGCACCAGCUGCACCAGCAGCUCAGCCACGAGAGGGAGAAGACUGUCUCUGUUACCAAGUGUUUGGACGAAACGAAAGCGACACUGUACAACACGGCGCACGAGCUGCAGCUGGCACUGAGCAUGGUGAACUCGAGCCGCGAGGCGAGCAGCGAGCUGGCAGCUGUGCAGCGCCAACUGGUGAUGCAGGGCGAGACGCAGCUCAAGGUGCGCGACACGCUCGCGAAUGUCGCGCGAUCCACCAACCGCGCCGCGCAGCUCACCAUGCUCAGCGACACUUUCAACCAUCAAAUCAAAGGUUUAUCAGAGCAAGUUGAAGCACAAAAAUAUGCGAAUGACGCAUUAGCGGCACGUGUGUUGGAAUUGGAAGGCUUGUUAGUUGAAAAAGACAAAUUAAUAGAAAAACAGAAAAUAACUAUAAAAGAAGCAAACCUGAAACACAGUGAACUAUACAAGAAAUUGGAGGGCCAGUGUAGCGAGUUGAGCAGUGAGCAGGUGCGACUACAAGAACGCGAAGUCGACUACAUCAGUCAGGUGGAAGAGUUAACCAAUCGAACAGCAGCAGCAGCAGCAACAACCAGCAGCAGCACAGUCGUCAAAUCGCCAACAGCCUCAGCAGCAAGAGUGGCCGGCGUCAGUGAUCGACUAGUGGCGGCUGUAAGUGGCGGCCAGUACUCACUGCUCACCAGAGCCUCGUCUCUGCUCGACAAUCCCACCUCCAAUCUGCCCAUGCGCUCCGCACAACAAAUGGCUGCCAUAGACCUGCAACCCGAAAGCGGCCAGAACCCACCUGACAGUACAAAGUAAACAACCCUGAACUGAAAAAACCGUUACCGAUUUGUGAGUGACUUGGGCCAAAAUAUAACAUUGACGUUGGUAAAUCUGCAUGGGAUAUGCUUUAAUCUUCUAAGCACAAAUAAAACUCAUGCUCCCGAAAAAGAAUAUAAGUUUAAUUCACCAAUGUAUAUCAAUUGCUUUUAUGAGUAGAAUCUCAAUUACAAUUCAAUAAUUUAAUGGUUGGCUGGGAAUUAAGUGAGAUAAUAUGUUGUCAGCAAGCCUAAAUGUGAGUAGAGCAUAACAUGUUUCUAGGAUUUAUUAAAAUAUCUUUCAAUUGACAAUUCAGAAUUCUGAAAGCUUUUACUUAUGAUUUCCAUGUUCGAGAACUUAAGUCAUGAGUACAUACUUAUGAUAUGAGUAAAGUUCAUUCUGCUUAAUCAUUGAAGUCCAUAACCAGAACUUGAGUUAGAACUAGCUUUUCGUUAUUUCUUACAAUAAAAUUAUGUAAUUUUGAAUAAGUAUCAAAGCUUGAAUUAUUCGAUAUGUGAUUGUUUUAAUAUCAGAGCCAAGAUAAAAUCAUUUGGGCAUUAUUUUUGUAUUGAAGUGAAUUUGAAUGAUUUGAUAGAGAAUUCAAGACUGAUGAAUUGUGUAACGCUCGAACGGUUUUGUAAUUAAAGGUUCCUUAAAAAGACACUUCUUUAAUUCAGUGCUUUAUUACUCUAAUUUCUAGAAAUAUCGACAGUAAAAUCUAUCCGUAUUACUUCUGUAUGAGAGCAUUGUCUUGAAGUUGGUUGUGAUUCAUGUUAAAAUUUAUCAAACCAUUGUGCUUGAGAAAAUACCCUGAUAUUUCAAUUGUAUUAUCACAAUUUAAUGUUAUACGUUAUUGUUUUGAAUAUACUAUUCCCAAUAUUAUCUUUGAUAUUAUGUUAGAAAUUCACAUCCAUUACCAGACUGAAUGAGCGGAUUUUAUAUUGUAAAAAAUCUUUGUUCUAUCAAAUCAAAAACCUUGUGAUCUGUUAUCGAUUUAGUGUUAAAUUUCUAAUAUCUUUGGAAUGUGCUGUAUCCAAAAUUUUCUAAACUAUUGUUAGAAUGUUUUAAAAAUCCUCUCUGGAUCUGAAAAGCUUCUUCUAAUUUUUUCUAGAUCUCUCAUGAUCUUUUCUACUUUUUGUACCUGAGAAAUUCUAUUUAUGUUAUCAAAUCGAUCGACUGUGAAGUGGAGAAAUGUCUGUUGUUAUCAAUGAACAGUUGUUUUUAAAUGGCCAUUGAAAGUGAUGUCAAUAUAUUGAUUGCAUUCUUUGCAGCAAUCGUUGAUUAACAUUUCAAAACAUUAGUUAGUAGCUUUACCUGUUAUUUAUAGUGACUCUUGUACUUGAAUUAUUAUUUCAUUAUUUAUAUUUUAUGAUACAAAGAAAAAAAUUACUGUAGCCGUUAGCUUUUUACAAGUUCACUAGCUGGUUCAAGCAAAUUGAUUUUUUGAAAUAUAAUUUUUGACAUUCACAGGAUUACGUGCAGAAUAAAUUAUAUGCACUUGA
This is a messenger RNA of Nilaparvata lugens (brown planthopper), 4863 nucleotides long. It is a transcript of the gene Tsc1, whose product is annotated as hamartin. Gene Ontology annotation, cellular component: TSC1-TSC2 complex. Gene Ontology annotation, biological process: negative regulation of TOR signaling; regulation of cell cycle; negative regulation of cell population proliferation. The transcript is spliced from 19 exons. Bases 266 to 3361 code for a protein of 1031 amino acids. The record is from RefSeq and is a predicted model, not a curated record. Lineage: Eukaryota; Metazoa; Arthropoda; Insecta; Hemiptera; Delphacidae.